Molecule: messenger RNA, 1552 nt
Organism: Medioppia subpectinata
Lineage: Eukaryota; Metazoa; Arthropoda; Arachnida; Sarcoptiformes; Oppiidae
Source: the annotation of a GenBank genome assembly
AUUGAAUUCAAAAAUCAGUUUUCGUUUCGAAAAAAGUGUUUGAAUUAAACAUUAAUUUACAUUUAAUUCACAAUUAAUACCAGUUUUUGAGUGCAAUUAAAAGCCACCGAAACUCAUGUAUAGCUUCAGAGCUGUGCUCACGAAAUGCGGCGUCAGGACACCACUGAUGGUCACCGUAUCGCUCAUCGGCUCAACCCAUUGGCUACAACACCGGCGCAGAAGUCACUGGCCGUCAGAGUCGCUGCCAUUCGCUCAGUCGAUGGCACCGUUUGGUCUGCGAAGUGUUUACCUGUGGUCGUCGUCGUCGUCGUCGGGCAGUGGCGCCGACCGGAGAGACAGUGGGUUCGGUGGCGCGGGUCCGGAGUCGGCGACGUCAAGCCCGCCAAAGCCAAAGCCCUCACCGCCGACGGGCUCACCACCGAAGGGAGCGACCGGUGGCUCAACGCAGCCGUCGCGGUCGGCGUCGCCAAACACAGGGCCCGACCUGACUGUGGAGAAGAUCUGCGAGGAGUCGUUUGAGGCGAUUGUGUCCGUCAGACAGAUGUUGACACACACUGAGCACAAAGAGAAGAAACGCGUUCACAACACGAGCUCUGGCUUUAUAGUUGACGAGCACUUCAUACUGACGAGCGCUCGGGCCGUCGGCAACGCCUCUCAAGUUGAAGUGAAGCUAAAAGGAAGCGCCACUACAACGACGGGACCCGUGGAGGGCAUCUGUGUAGUGGUAUACAAAGAGCCGGAACUGGAUUUGGCUCUAUUGACACCACUGUCCAAAACCUCAAAACAACUGGGGUUCGCUGACGUCACCGGUGAUUAUCCCUGGUAUGCUGACAAAGUGGUCGCUUUGGGCUCCUCCUGGAACUACAACACUGUGACCAACGGAAUCGUGAGCUGCCCGAAGAGGACCGGCGCGCAGAUCACCAAAAUUGGCAAAAAGUACGGCUUCAUCAGUACUCCAGUCGAGUAUAUCCAACACACGGCCUCUUUCGCCUUCGAUGACUACGGCGGCGCUCUCCUAGACAUGAAGGGAAAGGUGGUCGGCAUGUAUUUCUACCUACAGCUCAUCGACAAUAUUGUCCUGUAUUUCGCUGUGCCGUCCAAUAAGAUUCUACCGUUUGUGGCGGAAGGGAUCAAACGCUAUAAGAAAACACCGGAACUAUUUCAAGUGGAGGGUCAACAGGGAUCGCCCAAAACUGCGCCCAAAACUGCGCCCAAAGUAGUUGAAACUCCGGCAGAGAAAGAGGAGAGAGAGAAGAGGGAGAAGGAGGCGAAGGAGAGGAGGAGUAGGAGGGAUAGGGAGAGGAAGAAGGAGAAGAAGAGCAGGGAGUGGGAGAAGAAGGCUCCGGAGAGAGAGGAAGAGAAGAGGAAGAAGGAAGAGGAGGAGAGGCGCAGGAAAGAAGAGGAGGAACGCAAACGACAGGAAUCUCCGGCCGAAAGGAAGAAGAAAGCAGAGGAAGCGCUGAAGAAACGCUUGAAAGAGUUGGAAGAGGAGAGGAAGAAGAAGCCGAGACCGAAGAAACAGCCGCAGAAGCGCGACCCCCGGUCCCCACCC